Pimephales promelas (fathead minnow) is the source of this 1155-nucleotide messenger RNA. The record is from RefSeq and is a predicted model, not a curated record. NCBI's taxonomy places the organism in Eukaryota, Metazoa, Chordata, Actinopteri, Cypriniformes, Leuciscidae.
UAAAAAAUGCUGGGUUAUUUUUUAAACCCAUAUGCUGGGUUGAGCAUUUUGAUUAUGUUGCUGGGUUAUUUUCUCUGUAAUCUGCUGACAAUGACCCAGCAUUUGGGUUUGUUUUGGAAACGUUUGACCCAGCGCUCACCUCUACGCGCGCUUUUGUCCUCACACACUGUUCAAAUCAACGUCAACAGGAGGAGAGGUUCAAGCAGGAGCGAGCUUAAAGCAAUGGACAGUUUUGUUCAACAAAAACUCAUCAACUGGAAUCUUGAGUGCCUCAUUGAAAAAUUUGCUGAUGAGCAGAUAGAUGAUGAAAGUUUCCUGUUGCUGGACGAGAACACGAUUGCAACUCUCAUCCCCAAAAUUGGCGUGCGGUUAAAAUUUUUAAAACAUUUCAAAGAACUGAAAUUUAAUAGUAUCCCACCACACUCUAGCGUUGCUCCUGAAAAUACACAGCCAAGCACUGCACUUGAAAAUACAGAGUCAACAUCUGGACGCACUUCUUCUGAAAAUACAGAGCCAACAUUUGGACGCACUUCUUCUGAAAAUACAGAGCCAACAAUCGUUCUUCAGCUUGUUCCAGAUGAUAUGCAUGAUAUCCGUGCAAUACUGAUGAAAGCACCACAUGGACCCUCUAUUGUGGAGAGCCUAGAGAGUAAUAAAAUUACCACCCAGCAAAGGCGUGCAAUGGUGCGAAUUAUUGUUGCUCAUCUUAUUGAGAGAUAUGGCGAAACACCAUCGACAGAGACCAAAAAAGCAAUGGCCAUCUCUUUAGUAGAGACAUUUUCCUGUCUGCGUGACCCUGAAGGCAAUGGCUAUGAGGCAUGGUUCAGCCCCGGGCGAAGGCACAGACCUUCCACGGGAUUUCUUGAGGAGCGCCUUCGCAAUAUUAGGAAGAGAAUGCGCAGAUUAAGAACACCAUCUUCUGUGGCUUUUAUCUGUGAGAAGAGGUCGACUGUUAUUCCAGCUUCAACUUUGUCUCCUGAGAGGGCAUCUCAACUAAAAGAAUGGCUAAAAAAUAAUACCAGACCACAGGACCAAGUGGAGCAGUAUAUGAGAGAAACUGCUCCUUUUAGGGCUCAUUGGAUUCGUGAGAAUGGCUCCAAGCCAAUAUCCGAAAUUUUAUCAGAGUUCCCUCGUCUCAUGGACACCCCAGGCAUG